This is a messenger RNA of Notodromas monacha, 4524 nucleotides long. NCBI's taxonomy places the organism in Eukaryota, Metazoa, Arthropoda, Ostracoda, Podocopida, Cyprididae. The record is from the annotation of a GenBank genome assembly.
AUGAUCAUCCCUGACCGCGUGAACAGGCUCUAUUACGGGUACGGCGUCGUUUGCGCGAGCCACCCCGUACGACUGAUCGUAUUUGCCAUCACUGUUGUACUUCUUUGCUGUUAUCCCUUAUUCAACAUACCGGUGCCAUGGCACAUGCCGAAGGACACUGUUGUUCCGGCGCAAAGUUUUCGUAACGGAUUUGCAACGCAUGGGCGAUUCAGUUUUGCCAAUUUCUCGGUCCCUGAGUGGUACCGAGCCGGCGCCGAACCUCUGACGUAUGUGCAGCAAAUUGUUGUUCAAGCCUCAAUUUCUCACUGGAAAGAAGAACUGUUGCUUACCGAUGCCUUCCGAGGUCCUAUCGGAGUCGCAUUCGAUGUAGCGAAUACUGUGGGAGACUUCAAGGCUGCGAAUGAAGUGAGCUUGAAAGAUGUUUGUUUCCACGUGGAUGAGCCUGUUGGAGCAUUCGCAUCGAACUUCACGAAUCUUUUACCGAGGUUCAAUUGCCUCGUGCUGUCUCCGGCGUCCUGCUGGAGUCAAGGGUUGCAAAACUUCAUUGAUGAUGCGAAUUUCCUGGGCACGCUACAUAAUCUACAGGGCGUGAAGAAGUCCGGUGUGAGUUUAGCGGAGGUUUUUUUCGGAAUCCCCUUCAAAGAAAGCGGUUUGAAGCGGUAUCCCUCACAGAAUCGGAAGAGAACGCUGACAUUUGCUGUGAAUGUUCUUCUCUCGAAAUACGACUUUCAUUUUAUCGACGAGCUGAGGAAGCGGCUGGAAGUAAAAUAUGUGCCGCUUCGCGUCGAUGAAAAGGAAAUCGUGGUGCACCGGUUUUACGCGGCCAAGAAUGGUUUCAUGUUUGCCAUGCCGCUGACAGCUGCGUAUCUCGCAGUUUUCUUGUACAUUUACUUCAGCGUGCACAAGCUCGAGCAACUGCGCUCAAAGCUCGGGAUAGCUUUUGCUGCCCUGGUGACAGUGUUUUUGUCGUUGUGCAUGUCUGUCGGGAUCUGUGCGCGACUUGGUCUUCGCAUAGUGUGGACGGGAACUGAACUGUUUCCGUACAUGAUCGUUUUGAUCGGUUUGGAAAAUAUUCUGGUGGUCACGAGAAGUGUUGUAUCGCAGUCCAAGAGUCACUUGGACGUCAAGAUCCAGAUCGCGAAGGGAUUGAACAAAGAAGGCUGGAGCAUUACGAAGAACUUGCUGAUGGAAGUUUCCAUUGUUACGAUUGGCUUCUUUCUGUUCGUGCCGUGGAUCCAGCCGUUUUGUCUCCUCGUACUGGCUGGGACACUUUCGGAUUUCUUUCUCCAAAUGACUUUUUUCGCUCCGAUUCUGAGUGUGGAUUUGAAACGAAUGGAGGCCUUGGUUGCAGCUAGGCCAGCUGCGACUUGUCUCGCCGAUCUGUCCGUCUUCCGGUCACAUUAUCCCACUUACGUUGUCGCCCCAGCGUCUACUGUCCCAUUGCCCCGUCGGUUGAGACUGGUGUUCUUCUGGGCACGUUGGAGAGUGAUUCAAAGAUGUUUCAUCGCUUUCAUGCUCAUUUGGUUCUCCUUGGUGGCGUAUCGUUUGUUCGUCGUUGGCAUGCUCGGGGCCCUGGGGAACUUUCCAGUUGCAAAUGUUUCUGCUGUGGCCGAGGAGGUAAAAGCAGCGACGGAGACGAUCGUGGAGUUGAAGAAGGUGGUUGUGAUUGAAGAAGAAACGGAGUCUUCUUCGUCCUCGGCGGCGUCUGCGUGGAAACGACUGGCUCCUGGACAUUGGAAAGCCGUGUUUGACUUGUACGGCAUCUCUGUGUGGGACAGGUUCAUAACUGUCUUGCCGCCAAUUUUGCUGACUGCGAGUGUCGGUCUCGAUGAAGCUCUGAAGCUACGGAAUGCGAAAGACGCUGAAGUUAGCAAGAAUUUCGAAUUCAGGACGUGGAACAUGGGUCUGGAUGCCGCUGAUAUUCAUGAUGCGACUGAGCUGAGAAAGACGUUACCACCUGGUCUUGACACCAGUGGGUACUGGGGUGUGGACGGAUCCGCCUAUGUUCCGCAGUCACCAUUGCAAGUCGUCUACGCGUGUCUCUUGGCUGUUCCGACCUUGUUCUUUUUGGCGUAUUUGGCAGUGGUUUUAUACCGCUGUGUCUGCACUAGACAUUAUGCCGAAUGGCGGUCAUCUUCGUGGUGGGGAUCUCAGCAACGCGAAGCACCUUCGAUCGAUGAUGAUGGCACUCAGCUUUUCAUGGAGGCAGUGCCGUUGAUAUUGUCGGGACAUGUACAAGAAAUCGAAUGUCUGGGGUCGAGCGAUGGUCGAGUUGUUUCCGUGUGUCUUGGAGGGUCUCUUCGUGUCUGGGAUCCCAACACCGGGCAGUGUCUUCACAGCAUAGAAAGAAAUCGAGAAUCCGUGGAUGAGCGGCAAAGUCGGUAUAAGGACCCUACGUGCAAUCUAGACGGAGAAGUGGGUGACGACUCGGACUAUGGUUCGGGUUCGCCGCAGUCUCACGACACCUUGGAGCGUCUUUGGCAGCGAAACAAGCGGUCAUCAAUGCCAACACCGACAAUGGCACUGGACUUCUCGUGGACUCAUCGAGCAGUUCCGUUUCUCGAGGAUGGUGACUGUGAAUUGCGCCACAGGCGAAAUCGAAGUUUAGGUGACGUCGUCAGGAGCGAAUCUGAUCAAUGCGACGCCGGGAAGGCUUGCGUUUGGGCGAUGAGCAUUUGUGAGGAUUUCGUGGGUCUCGGGUGUUCAUCGGGUGACGUGGAAGUGUGGGACGUUGCUGGUGGACAGACGCACUGUUACGCUGAGAAGAAAGUGGGAGGUCAAAACGAGGCUGUGACGGCUAUCAGCCUGGUGAAGUCGAAGUUUAAAGGCGCCGACGAACCGAAGCUCGUUGUUAUUGUUGCCCGGUUGUCUGGAAAACUCGAAUUUUACGUAUUGCGAGGAAUUUCGCUACCUUCAGAAGCCGGUGGGCCUUCGCGGAUAAAAGGUGGGCGUGUGGUGACUGGAGGCCAGGACCACGCAGUGCGAGUGACGCGUGUGGACACGGGAGUACCAAUGUUCACGUUUCAUGGGCACUGCGGGCCCAUCACGGCCCUUUUUGUUGACACUGUUGCGCCGAAUUCGGCGUGCACGGCUUCGCAGGACGGAAUGCUUUGCAUGUGGGAUCUCUCUUCCGGGUUUUGUGUGUACCAGGUCCAAGCGCAUGAUGGAGUCGUGUCGUCCAUGACGUAUACAGCUGCAUAUAUUGUUACGUAUGGUGGUGAUGACACAUUGCGGAUCUGGGAGCGCUUUCAGGGUCACCUCUUGCACGAAAUUCAAUUGGAUUGCUCAUACAGCGGAUCGAUGAUCAUGCUGACCAACAAACUGCUCGUUACCGCACGGAAAGGCUCACUAGUCGUGUGGGACGUCACUCUUGGACAAGCCGUUCGAAUAGUUCGUCUUGGCGACGGCGAUGAGUGCGUUUCGGUGCGACAAAUAGUUUCCGUUGAGCCUGGGUUGCUCGUCUGCGAUUAUGGUCACCAGCUGCGGGCCUUGCGGUUCCCGACUGUGCACUGAUGGCAGAUGCUUUGAUUUCUUUAAUUGAUCUAGGUUCGUCGAGCAUCAGGUGUGUGUUGGUCUUCGAAUUAGUGGUGGUAUAUGGAUUACCGGUGAGUUCGAGAAUGCAGCGGUCCUGAAGGUCGCCUGUUUUUUGCGUGACCGUUUCAUUUCGGUCUUCUGUUGAUUGAUACGUUAGAAUUCCAGGCUAAUUUUUGGAUUUAUUCGGAUGGAGCGUAGUUUGAGAGAUGAAGUGAGCAUACACCACCGAAGAUGAGUCAUCGUGAUACAAGCGGCGUCUCUUCAAUCACUGUUUCUCUCCGUUGUUUACCUGAGCACAAUUACAAAAUAAUUAUGAUAAUUGGUAUGCACAUAGGAAAUGUGGAUUUUAAUGCAUGACUCGUCGGUCAUUGUUGAAUUCGCGACAGGCUGUGACGUGCUGAAUAUUAUAGCAAGAAUAAUUAGAAAAUCCUGGCGAUGAAAGUAUCGUUGAUGGCUGAUUUCGCUUGAAUAUGCCUGCGCUGCUCUGUUCCAUUAGCAUCGGUACAAAUUUUUUGCAUACACUUUUGCCCAUAGUUCAUUGUCCCAGGCAUUCCGAACGGGAACUAUUUCGAGAGGGUUCUGUAUUUCGUAAAUCAAAGAAGCUACUUCGGUUGCGCGGCAUUGAGUGUUUUUUUCCCCUCAUAUUUCUUUUGUUUUUUUGACCUUGACACACUUCUCAACUUCUCUUCUAUUUAAAUAUCGAGUGAUCUGAGAAUAGCGUCAGAGGAUGUCAUUCUUUCUUUCCCCGGUGUUGGUUCAAGCUGUGAUGUCUCGUCUGAAAAACCGACAAUUUUCACUUCCGCCUUAUUUUUCUUCUUGGAACAGUUCUCUAAGUUUCUUUUUUUUUUUCAUGUCGGGAUUCUCAGCGCGGGGGGUGAAUAUUGUUUUGUAAGUGUGUGCCAGCUGUUGAGAUUGAAUCAUGGUGUUAGGGUUGCUGCGCGAAUCCUGCGAAGUGGAAAAAUGAUGAGAAAUGUGCCAAUGCUGAGUUUA